UUUCAUUUACAAAUCUUGGUUGAUACUCCCUUCACUUCUUAAGAGAAAACUGGGGAAUCACACGUCCCAAAAUCAUAGAGAUAAGUGAACUCUUUUUCCCUGAGGAUCAUUAAGACUGAAUUACGAUGCCCAGAUCGCAAUAGCUGAGAUUUUUUCCGCGUGGUCACCCUACCCUAACAACCGCAUCAAAUAACUGCUGACAGGUGGUUAUCCAUCGGUAUGUAUGUCUGUCUGUGCUAAAAUUAGCAUUUUGGCUGCAGACUCACCAUGAUUGAAGAACUGCUUUGGUUUGUUUUGGUGGUAAUUCUCGUUAGGUUGGCCGUGAACCAUUUCAGUGCCACCAAACAUCUUCCUCCAGGUCCAUUUCCAAUACCAAUUAUUGGAAAUGCGCACAAACUGGCUGCUGAUACACGUCAUGUUGACCUCAUGCAGUUGGAAAAACAAUAUGGCAAAGUAUUUCGCUUGUAUCUGGGGAGCCAGCUCGUCGUAAUUGUUAGUGGUGGAGAUGCUAUUCGAGAAGUUCUCGUCACAAAAUCUGCCGAUUUCGCCGGACGUCCGAGUAUCCACUCGGCAGAAGUUUAUUCUAAAGGAAGGGCAAUCGGGUUCGUCGAUUAUUCUCCGGAAUGGCGACUGCAUCGCAAAGUUACCAUCUCGGCAUUGAAAUUGUACGGCGCUGGUGGGAUAAAGCAAGAGGCCAUUGUUACUAAUGAAUUCGACUUGCUUAUGAAACGUGUCCGCGCCAGAAAUGGACAGCCCCAUGAUAUCACCAAAGAGAUACGACUGGCUAUCACGAAUGUAAUUUGUGCCCUAGUGUUUGGCUCGAGAUACGAACCUGAUGACCCCGAAUUCUUAAAAUUUACAGAGAUCACCAACGCAAUAUUGAGUAUGCUUGCGGCUGGAAACAUAGUCGAUGUUUUCCCUUGGCUUAGAUUUCUUCCAUUAAAAUCUAUCCAGCAGUUAAGAGAGAACUGCAAAGAGCGAGACAGACUGGUUGGAAGAAUUUAUCAAGAGCAUGUGGAGGCCAAUAGAAUUGCAGCUCCUAAAGACCUGACAGAUGCGCUCUUGAAGGCGAGGAAAGAGGCUGAAGAAGAAGACUCGUCUGUAAAAGGAUCCUUAACCGACGACAAACUCAUCUCGACCAUGGGGGAAGUCUUUAUUGCUGGAAUGGAGACCACUGCAAGCAGCUUGUGCUGGGCUCUGUUGUACCUUAUUUACAAUCCCAAGACCCAGGAGAUUUUACAUCAAGAGCUGGAUGAGGUCAUUGGCCCGGAUCGCUUACCGGAACUCCAAGACAAGAAGAAGCUACCGUACCUGGAGGCCACUAUCGCCGAAACUCUGCGUCUCUCGUCCCUCGGGCCACUGGCAAUUCCUCAUAAAGCAAUAGUGGAUACGACUUUACAAGGUUAUCAUAUUCCGAAGGGUACAGCAGUAAUAGUCAAUCUGUGGUCCCUUCAUCACGACCCAGCCAUCUGGGAUAACCCCGACAAGUUCAUGCCCGAACGGUUCCUCGACAAGGAUGGUAAAUUCGUGCCUCCAAAACAGGACCGCUUCCUCCCAUUCUCAGCAGGGCGUCGGGGAUGCCUAGGAGAAUCUUUGGCGCGCAUUGAGCUCUUCUUGAUCUUAGCACGAUUACUGCACAGCUUUAGAUUUGAGAAUCCACCCGGCUACGACCUUCCCACCCAGGUGCCUAUCGCGGGGCUGGUGUUGAUGCCACAGCCAUUCAAAGUAUGUGCUUUUUACAGGCAUGAAAACUGACAAAAACAGUUGUAGAUCUUUUUACGACUCACAGUAAACUAUAGCGUUUAGUAAAGGAUUAUAAAAAAAAAAAAAAAAAAAAAAAA
Stylophora pistillata is the source of this 1841-nucleotide messenger RNA. RefSeq names its product steroid 17-alpha-hydroxylase/17,20 lyase. Lineage: Eukaryota; Metazoa; Cnidaria; Anthozoa; Scleractinia; Pocilloporidae. Gene Ontology annotation, biological process: hormone biosynthetic process; progesterone metabolic process. The record is from RefSeq and is a predicted model, not a curated record. Gene Ontology annotation, molecular function: steroid 17-alpha-monooxygenase activity; heme binding; iron ion binding.